AUGUCUCUAAAAUCACCGGCGACCCGUGGACCUUGCUGUCGAAGUUCAUUCUUUCGGUCCUGCCGUCUAAUCGCUCGUCUACUCACCUCAAAUCCGGCCCUCCACCACGAGCUCACCCCCAAAUUCCUCGCCGACAUCAUUUGUGCCAAUGAGCAGUUGAUUGAACUCGGCGAGACGGGCAACGCCAAGAAUUACGAGCGCUUUCUGGCGGACGUGCCCCUAGUCGAGCUGGCCGUCGAGUUGACGCUGUUGUCGCGGCCAAGAAGCCAAAUCCCGAUCCCCUGCUUCUUUCAGAAGGCGAUCGGCGCACGUCUCACCUCGUUGCUGGUUCGUGACGAUGGUCUCUCCGCUCUUCUCACCGCCUACAACCAAAUGGCCAACGACGCAAUGUGGCAGAACGAGAAGCUGCAAUUCCAGCUGGCCAAGCAGCUCGCCCUCGUCCCCCGCGGCUGCCAGCCGAUCGUCUACUACGAGAAGAUCGCCCGACAGCUAUUACAAGUGUCACCCACGCUGCUCGGGCUGCUCGAUUGUGACCUGUUCGCCCCGGAAAAGCCCUCGGAGGCCAUCGUGAAGCUGCGCAAGUCUCUUCUCGACAUCAUCACAUUUGCCCUGGCGUCUGUGGAAAAUCAGGCCGAUUUCCUGUGCCGAUACAUGCUGCGCGGCUCGCCGGCGCCCUUCUUGGCGCUGUCGGAAACGGGCGGCCAUUAUGUGCAGGAACAGGGAUCCGCUCGCCUCCAACUACUCGUUGCCCCCGAUCCAGUCGAACACGCGGAGGAAGCGCUGUCGAAGCGUAUCCGGGCGGCCACCAUCUACAUUCAGAAGAUCGGUGGCGCCAAGCGACCCAGCUCUCGACACGGCGCCUGUUCGCGGUGGUUGAUGACGUUGUUCGUCUUUUUCAUGCUCCUUCCUUCGGUUGAUGCUGUUGAACAGGACCCGUUGAGGUGGAGGGACCGCCUCGAAGGGUGGUUCUGGUCCCUCGGCUGGGCGAUUUCGGGCAAUGCCAUAUGGGCGGCCAUAUUCAAGAAGUACCCCGGCGCCGAGGCGUGGCUAGAUGUGAUGGCGAUCCUUGGCUUCGUCGCGCUCGCCAUCUCCCUCGUCGUCCUGCUUGUCUGCGCUUGUCGCGCACCUGCCGCCCCGGCCAACCCGAACGAGGUGCUGGCUUUGGGUCAGCGCGAGCCGACGUGCUGUAAAGGAGACUGUGGAAAGAACUCAGGACUGCCGCUCAAGCAGUGCUCUCGCUGUGCCCACCAAUUCCAUGAAGAGAGAUGUGGCCUCAGCAAAGAAAUUUGCCUUUGCCACAAAAUUGAU
Messenger RNA from Mesorhabditis spiculigera, 1308 nucleotides. The record is from the annotation of a GenBank genome assembly. NCBI's taxonomy places the organism in Eukaryota, Metazoa, Nematoda, Chromadorea, Rhabditida, Rhabditidae.